Messenger RNA from Carya illinoinensis, 3025 nucleotides. RefSeq names its product WEB family protein At5g55860-like. NCBI's taxonomy places the organism in Eukaryota, Viridiplantae, Streptophyta, Magnoliopsida, Fagales, Juglandaceae. The coding region runs from base 819 to 2777 and encodes 652 amino acids. The record is from RefSeq and is a predicted model, not a curated record. The transcript has 5 exons.
GGACGUACACGCGAUGAGAAUACACAAAAAUAAACAACACAAUAGAUUUCAGGCGUCUCUCUCUCCCCGACUUACUCAUAAUUCAUAUGAACUUUGUCUUCUACGGGCAACAGCUUUCGAACUUUCCAAUCCAAUCUCUCUUUCCUUUACAUUUUGAUUCUCUCGGAUGCCAUUGCGAUCUCAAACCCUACAAAUUAUUCUCCGUAUCUUUUCCAAUCCCAUAAACUGCAUUUUCUAGUCUGGGAAAUUUUUUCGACCAAUUGUCUCGGAGGAUCUUGCACAGCCGACAAUUUUUCUUGGUGGGCUUUGUUUCUGGGUGUUGAAAUUCAAAGUUUCUUUUAUUUCUUCCUUUUUCCUUUGUUACUUUUGCAAGAAGAAAUAAGAUCGGAGAAGAUGAUCGAAGGAAGAUUGUCUCUGAUUGGAACAUCGUGUUUCGUGGUACUGUGGCUUUAAGAAGUGGCUCUUUUUGUUUUGACCCUUGAAUGAUUUCUAGGUUUGAUUAGGGUUUCUGGUCUAAAUAAAAGUUUCAUGGAGAAGUUCGAAGUUUCUAAUUUGGUGCUUGUGUGUGUGUAUGCGCGCGCGGUCAAGUAGGAUUGGAGUUUAAUACUUACAAAUUGGGCAGUUGUAUUAUUGAAAGAGCCAUUGAUCAGUACGGUUGGAGAGCUGUUUCUUUGAAAUUAUUAUUAUUAUUUUGUGAAUGGUUGGAUCCUGCUUUAGGAAGCCAUUUGAUCUUGCCAUGUAAAGAUAUAUAUACCUUUCCUACUUAUAAAAAAAGAAAAGCAGGUGUGAUUCACAGAAAUAAGGAAAAUAGUAAAGCUAUGGUUGCAAAAGACCAAAGACAUGCUACCAACUCUCCUACUCCCAAAGCAGAGGUGGGAGAGAUAGACACUAGUGCACCAUUUCAAUCUGUUAAAGAUGCUGUCAACCUCUUCGGUGAAGGUGCUUUAUCUGGGGAAAGACCUGCCAUUAAGAAGGCAAAACCUCACUCUGCAGAGAGAAUACUGGCCAAGGAGACACAGCUCCAUUUGGCUCAGAAAGAGCUAAACAAGUUGAAGGAACAACUAGAGAAUGCUGAAACUACAAAACUGCAAGCCCUUGUAGAGCUUGAAAGAGCUAAAAGAACUGUUGAGGGUUUGACUCAAAAGCUGACUUCGCUUGCUGAAUCCAAGGAAUUGGCCAUCAAGGCUACAGAAGCCACAAAGAAUCAGGCAAAGCAGCUUGAAGGAGUGAACUCUGACAAUCCUAUUGGAACUAACGGUGCUUUGAAACAAGACUUAGAAGACACAAGAGAGCAGUACAUGACAGUGAUUACUGAACUUGAUGCUGCAAAGCAAGAAUUAAGGAGAAUUCAUCAGGACUUUGAUGCUUCCUUGCAAGCAAAACUUGCUGCCUUCAAGCAUGCUUCAGAGGCCAAAGAUGGAGCCAAAGCAAACAUGGAGAAAAUUACCGAGCUCUCCAAGGAAAUUUCAAUGGUGCAGGAAUCACUUGAGCAAGUGAAGCUUGCCACUUCAGAAGCUCAGCAAGAGCAAGCAAAGAUAUUUGCUGAAAAGGAUGUUCAGAUACAGUCAUAUAAAGCUACCCUAGAGGAGUCGGCACAGAAUUUGCUUGCUUUGAAGAAAGAGUUGGAUCCUGAACUCACCAUAAAUCUUGAAGCACAGCUGGCUGACAGAGUGAGUGAAAUUGGGGCUCUGCAAAAGCAAAUAAAAAAUGCAAAGGCUUCAGAUUUAGAUUCCCUGAAAACUGUCACUUCAGAGUUGGAUGAUGCCAAGAAGUCACUACAGAAAUCUGCAGAUGAGGAAACCUCCCUGCGAAGCUUGGUGGAAACUCUUAAGGUGGAGCUGGAUAAUGUGAAGAAGGAACAUGCUGAACUAAAGGCGAAGGAAGCAGAAACGGAGUCCAUUGCUGGGAAUCUGCAUAUAAAGCACCGGAAAGUUAAGUCUGAGCUUGAGGCAUGCCUGGUGGAGGAGUCUAAAGCAAGAGGGACUUCUGAGGAGCUGAUCUCCACACUUAACCAGCUUUCUUCAGAAACCGCAAAUGCAAGGCAAGAAGCAGAAGAGAUGAAGACUAAAGUAGAAGAGUUGAAGAAAGAAACUGAAGCUACCAACAUUGCAUUAGAAGAAGCAGAAAAUAAGCUAAGAAUUGCUCUGGAAGAAGCUGAAGCAGCGAAAGUAGCCGAGGCAAGAGCCCUUGAUCGAAUUAAAGCCUUGUCUGAGAAAACUAAUGCUGCACACGCCUCAACCUUUGAGUCUGGUGCCAAUAUCACAAUAUCAAGGGAAGAGUUUGAGUCUUUGAGUCGUAAAAUUGAGGAGUCUUACGCAUUAGCAGAAAUGAAAGUCGCUGCUGCCAUGGCUCAGGUAGAAGCUGUGAAGGCUAGUGAAAAUGAGGUCCUCAAGAGGUUAGAGGCAACCCGGAAGGAGAUUGAGGGUAUGAAGGGUGCAACUGAAGCUGCUUUGAAGAGUGCAGAGAUGGCUGAAGCAGCUAAGAGAGCAGUGGAGGGAGAACUCCGGAGGUGGCGUGAACAGGAACAAAAGAAGGCAGCUGAAGCUGCAUCUCAGAUUUUGGCAGAAACAGAGAUGUUGUCAGAAUCAUCACCUCUCCACUUUAGGCUUCAAAAGCAGAACCCAGCAGCAGAUAUUAUGGAGACCCGGAAGUUAGAGAAAGAGAAGGUCUUUUCGAAGAAGGUACUUCUGCCUAGCAUCAGCAACAUCUUUAACAGAAAAAAGAACCCGAUUGAGAGUGGGUCUCCCUCAUACUUGCCUGGCGAGAAACCUGUGUGAUAUUUGGGUUUGCCAGACCUUUAUGAAUGGUUGAGAGUGGAACUUGUUUCGUUUUGUGUAUAUUUGAGACUGAUGGGAUUAGGUUCCCUUGCUCUCUCUCGUCUGUUUGGAGAGGAAGAAGUGGAACUGUCAGGAAAUGAGCUUGGUAGCAAGUUCAGGGAAGUGUGAUCUGUAAAUGAGACAAGCGAGUAGAUUAUAUUCAUUUGAAAGUUUACAUUAGAAAUGUGAGAUUUUUACUUUGUUAGCUA